Talaromyces atroroseus is the source of this 1428-nucleotide messenger RNA. RefSeq lists its product as hypothetical. The record is from RefSeq and is a predicted model, not a curated record. Gene Ontology annotation, cellular component: membrane; Golgi apparatus. Bases 1 to 1428 code for a protein of 475 amino acids. Lineage: Eukaryota; Fungi; Ascomycota; Eurotiomycetes; Eurotiales; Trichocomaceae. Gene Ontology annotation, molecular function: zinc ion transmembrane transporter activity. The transcript has 2 exons. Gene Ontology annotation, biological process: intracellular zinc ion homeostasis; transmembrane transport; zinc ion transport.
AUGAAUGAGCUAAUCGUGAUUACUGCAGAACAUCCUCAAUCCAUGGCAAUGGCCUCCACGUUACCCAUUCCCAAGCCCCCCAGGACCCCGACUCCUCCUCCAGAUAGCAACAGCGAAGAGACAAGCCAGCCUCCAAUGCAACAACAAUACGACCCCGAUGCGCUCUCCCCUAUUCCCAGCUUUGCGCAAACCCAACGAGCGAAAGGCGGAGGAGAUAUGACCAAUAUGUCGGUUCCGGGUACUCCCACGAGCCCGACUCAUGGAUUUCAUAGCCAUGCUGGCUCGGGGACGGUUGAUUCCAAUCCGUUCAACUUUCAGCCUAUGGCGCUAGCAAAGACGCCGAUUAUGAAAUCGAACAUUGGCCAGCGACGCGGUCACAAGUACAAACACAGCAGCAUAUCGCAUCAGAUCUUCUUAGAACCACCACCUAGAGCCCCCUUAGCAUUGCCAGCCUCUUUGCCGAUUCCAACCCUGAAGGAAUGUCGGAGCAGCAUGUCUAAGGAUCAAACCACCAGGUUUUGGUGGAGCGUUUGUCAUAUGUUAAUUGCUGGAUACACGCUAGGGUCGGCUCAUGGCUCUCUGGCAAUGACCGCGCUUUCGCAUCUUAUUCUAUUCGACUCUUUGGGUGCGCUGCUCUGCGUCAUUGUGGAUGUGCUUGGUAAUUUUGAGGUUUGGAAACGGUCCAGUGUGCGUCAUCCCUUCGGAUUGGAGCGAGCAGAGGUGCUGGCUGGCUUUGCUGCAUCUGUCUUGCUCGUAUUUAUGGGCCUUGAUUUGAUAUCCCACAAUUUACAGCAUUGGCUUGAAGCGUCCCCGGGCCACCAGCCUCACCAUUCGCAUGAACAUGAUCGGGCCACAACUGGUUCAGUUGAUGUCACGGCUAUUCUCGCAAUUGGUUCUACCCUAGUGUCUGCAAUUGGGCUCAAAAAUCAUGCGCGCAUUGGCAAAUCCAUGCGGUUCGCAUAUAUUGAGUCGCUCCCUUCCGUUCUUAGCAACCCAUCUCAUUUCCUCACGCUUUCUUGUUCGACCUUGCUUCUCAUUUUGCCAUUGCUCUCUGUUUCGCUUUACAACUAUCUAGACAAGCUGUUGUCCAUGUCAAUGGCUAUUUCCAUGUGCAUUUUAGGCGCACGUAUUGUGAUGACGCUGGGGUCAAUGCUGCUCAUGUCCUUCUCUGGCAACGGUGUCGAUGAUGUGAUCCGGGACAUUCAAGCCGAUCCUGCAGUUACCGCUGUUGACGAUGCCAGGUUCUGGCAAGUUCAUUAUGGAUUAUGCAUGGCCAAUCUCAAGCUGAGAGUUACGGGCACCGAGGAAUCGUUGGUCAAACUUCGGGAAAAGAUCACAAGCUUGAUAAGGAAUCGGCUUGGAGGGGGCUAUGGAUCUGGGGGGCAGAAAUGGGAGGUAACUCUGCAGUUUGAUGUAGACAAAGUGUAA